CCAAUCAGAAUGGAGAGGGCUUUGGAGGAAGUUGGAAAAACCAGAAGGUGUGAGUGAAGCGUAUGGACUUGAUCAAAACACUCUCUAGCAAAUGACACUCUGGUAAAAAUAAAAGCUGGAUCCCGACAUUUAGACGCGGAGAAACUUCACCGAUCUGAUAAGAUGGUGUAUAUGGUGAUUGAGAGGCACACUGCUGAUGUUCUCCAUCUGAAGAGAUCACCUGGGAUUCGGUCCUGGUCUCUGCUCGUUGGCAUUGCCUCUAUAGGCCUGGCAGCUGCAUAUUACAGUUCAGACAGUGUGAUAUGGAAGCUGUUCUAUGUUACGGGCUGCUUAUUUGUCGCCUUACAAAACAUAGAGGAGUGGGAAGAGGCUGUGUUUGACAAAUCCAAGGGAAGGAUAGAGCUGAAAACCUUCAGUCUAUAUGCAAGGAUACUCACCCUGUGGAGUAAAGGGCAUGAAAAAGUGCUGCUGGAUUUGCGGCACUUGCGGGACAUAUGCGUUCAGGAGGAGAAGGUGCGCUAUCUGGGGAAGGGUUAUGUGCUUGUGCUGCGAAUGGCCACUGGAUUCUCUCAUCCUCUCACGCAGAAUGCCACUCUCGGGCACCGCGGCGACGUAGAGGCGCUUGCUGCCCUUCUAAAGCGCUUCUUGAAGCUUGGAGCAUCACAGCAGCAGCCAGCUCAGGAAGAUGAAGAUGAUUUUGGCGAUGAAGACGAGGAGGACUUUGAGCAGCUGGGUAUGGAGGGGGAUGACGAAAGCAGUGAUUCAAGGGAUGAAAGUGAACUGACACCUCACUGACAACUGGUCCUGUGAACAUGUAGAGGACACUGCACUCAGACUCUAAUUAUCCAACCAAAUCUUCCAGGCUUAAGAACAACUCACUACCUGAAAACAUGUCCUCUUUCUCUCAGUGCCUGAAUAAUACGCUGCCUUCCAUCUUAAAGUGGCCUUUCCAUAUACCUCAAGAGGCAUUACCAAGACAAUAUGUCUUGCCAUAAGUAGUGAGCAUGUCUUAAAUGGCAUACUACAAUGACUAUUACUACUAGUAAUAAUAAUAAAACUAACAAUAAGGAUAUUGAGCUCUGAUGGUGCAUAACGCAAACUUAUCACUGUUUUUUUGUUUUAUACUCAGGGUGUUUUUACUAGUGUUGUAAUACUACAUGAUCUUAAAAUCUGUUUGGAAUGCAGUUUUUCCAGCAGUCUGAGAUUUAGGUGCUAAACCUUUUGAAAUCAUGAUAGCACUGAGUAAUUUUAACAACUAAUCACGUGCUUGCCAUGAAAUAUUUGUUGCAUGUUAGUAUAUACAGUCAGAGUAAUGUUUUGUACUCCACUCAAUGUGCUUACAUUUAUGUUGCCAUUACUUGAUUAUUUUAAAGCCAGAUCCAACUUGUGCAGUUCUAGUUAACUAAACAGGUUCUAGUCAGACUUCAGCUCAGCUUACAUGGCUCAGUUUCACCAAAAAAAUAUAAAUGUGUCCUAUUAAGGUGCCUAAACCUGGCGCCUGAACCAGGCGUCAGCCACCCAGUGGAUGUGUUGCAGUAUUGCUAUUGAAUGGCCUGUACUACUGAAAGCAUGCAUGGACCAGACCAGAUGAUGUUUAUCUGAUUUACUGAUUCUUUGUGAAAGGGAAAGUAUAUAUCAGGAAAAUGUGGAUUAACUUGUAUGUGGAUUGUAAUCUUACUGCAUGUUCAGACGUUUCCCUUUUUUUAUUUUCUGGCCAAUAGUAAUUACAGUAACUUGUAUUCGAUGAACCGAUGUCCACCAGAUGUCAAUAAAAUGCUGAACCUUU
This is a messenger RNA of Pygocentrus nattereri (red-bellied piranha), 1786 nucleotides long. RefSeq names its product cytochrome b-245 chaperone 1 homolog. The coding region runs from base 163 to 795 and encodes 210 amino acids. The record is from RefSeq and is a predicted model, not a curated record. The transcript has 7 exons. Lineage: Eukaryota; Metazoa; Chordata; Actinopteri; Characiformes; Serrasalmidae.